UUGUGUUUUAAAUGCUUGCAAUGAAGGAACAAUGUUCACAAAAGAAUUCUUUGUGAACAUCGUUGUCUCCUAAGGGUGCUGUGAGAACACUGCUUUUAAAAGGGCAAUACCAUGAAAGAAUUGAUGUUAGGGACACCUAUGCAUGUGAACACACAUACACGCGGGCAUAGAGGGAGAGAUGCAGUAACACAAUACUGCAUGCAGACAGCGAGAGAAACAGAAAGAGAGAGAUGAAGAUAAAAGAAAGAAGCUGAACUUUCUGUAAUCAAUAUUUGUCAUUUUCGAAACAGGAAGUUGCGAAAGUUUGCUCUACAUCCUCCUUCACAGACUCGUGAAAUGACUUGCUGUUACCGCGCUUACUGGACUUUUCAAACAGACACAUUUUACAAAACGACAUUCAUUCCUCUUUGUUAAUCAUUCACACGUCUGUAGAAAGGUAAAGAUAAGUGAUUUGAGCUUGUGACCCAGACGAGAAUUCGUCCGACGAAUAUAAAAAAAGUUAAUGAUGUUCAAGAGGAUUGACAUUCCAGCAAAGAACCAGGUGCUGUUUAAUCAUUUGAUUAAAAAGAAUUUUAUGUAUCAAUCGGGAUUUCGAAAGUCUUUAAUUUGAAAGAUCUCCCGUCAGCUGUAGUCCAUACCUCAUUGACUUCCUUGUCGCCAUGUUCAUGUCACAGGCACACCUCUUACUUUUGUGGUUGUAAGGUAAGACACAUGUGUUGGAAUUUUGUGGUGUGCUUUUACAAUCGUCAUUAAAAUGUAUUGAAAUCUUAACUGUGUGCUUUAAUUGCUGUAGCCACUUUUUCAGGAUGUUAAAACGAUGUGUUUAUCUCGCCAAUAGAGAGUUCUAGAAAUACCACUGCCAGCUUCAGUAACCCAAAGCUCGCUCUCCAUGCAACGGGUUCAGAAACUUCGACACGCAUCAGAUGCAAGCGACCUUUGCAAUGGCUUUCAGUGAAGAAGUUGUUAUCAGCCACGUGUAAGGGCUUCCGGAAACGGCGGAAAUCAAUCUUUAAACUGUUUGUUUCAGGAAAGCAGCUUGUCCCGUGGUAGAUAACGAGAUCAGCACGUGCACUAGACCCACGAUGACCACAAGUAAAAGCUGUAAGCCAAAUCGAAAAUGUCCCCGUUCUUCAUUUCAGAAAUAAACCUCCAUUUUUCUGUUGUAAACUAAUAUGAUAAGCUUUCUUUUCCCUCCCCCGCACCUUCACGUCUCUCUGCCUGUGUAAUAUCUGUAAAUCAGUGAUUUCCUUCAAUGUUGAGCAGGAACACUAAGCGAUUAUCGCACAAAAACAUCUGGCCUCAUCGUUUAAUUUGUCAUAAUACAAACGCAGAAUUUUAUCAUAAUGUGUAACUGCAGCCGUCAAAAAGUGGUCAGUAAAAAAACAAGUGUAGUUUAAGACGACCCAUUCAAGAAAAGGAAAAGAAGAAAAAAAAUUAUUGGUCGUUAAAGACUUGACAUGAAGACUGUUGAACUUUUCUGCCAUCUGUUGCUGCUGUUUCUUGAUUUGAGUGAAUUUCUUGCGGCUUCAGCUUCACCUGCAAGCUCCGCCGGAUGUACCCACACCUGUGGAAGAUGCUCAAAUCGAGCACCGUGCAUUUCUACAACAGAACUCUGUCCUACUGAGUGCGAAGACGGAUGGCAGACAGACCAGUGCAAGGCCAGGAGCUCUUAUCAGAGAAUGGACCUCGUCUUCGUAGUAGAUGUCCUCCUACAGUGUGGGAGCUGCUUACUUCGAACAAAUAAAGUAUUUCAUCAUCGACAUUGUAAGAGGCCUUCCCAUCGGUCGUUCCACUGUACGUGUCGCCCUAGUCCGCUUUGAUUCGCGAGUUGAAAUCAUCAACGGUUUCCUCGACAGCCUGGCAGUGUUCACAGAGUCUGUGUGCAACAUGACCUACCCGAGUAAUUUCGGCACGAACACGGGUGGGGCGCUGAGAACAGUUCGGGAAACGGUCCUUGAGGGGCGGGAAAAGGAAGACGGUGUCAAGGAUGUAGUAAUCACGAUCACCGAUGGCAUGAGUGAAGAUCCAGAUGCAACCAAAGAGGAAACAACUCUGCUGCGUGAGCAAGGGGUGCAACUGGUGUGGCUGUACGUAUACAAAGUGGCGGGACCCAUUGUGGACGAGAAGAACUUCAUGGACAGCCAGGGAGACACAGUGACUUGGAUUGAAAGCUUCCGAGACCUUUCAGACGAUGUAUUCUGGCAGGUGCUCGAGGCUGUUGGUGCAGCCGUACACAGAGCUGUGGAAACCAUGGCAACCUAGCACCGUGUGGUACAACAAUUCACUGUUUUAGCGGACGCGACAACCUAUGGAAGGGAGACAACUGCAAGAUGAGUACGUAGAUAUGUAAAGCUAUUUCUUUCCCUUUACGUCCUGACUUUCGCUGCUCUUUGCUUGAUAACUAAGAAACUAAUGUCUUCAAAAUGUCCUCACAGGUGUAUUUACUGUUUUAGUUUUCUAAAGCAACGUAUAAAGAAAAAUGUUUCUAUUUUUUCUAAGGUUAUCUUCCUUUCGCAGUCGCGUAUCAAAUGAAUCAUUUCUCAGCCGCAGUGGACCGUGAACGGUGUUUGCAAACUUCGUCGCGUUAAAGAAAGUGGUCCUGAGUCACUUUCUCGCCGUCGAUUGUAUUUGCCGAGUCCGCCGCUGGUGUUGCAAACACCAGAUAUUUGAUGGGUUUGUAUCUUUAGUCUCCAGUCUCAACAUUUGCAUUUUCCGGGUGCGCUUUUAGUUCUUCAAACAAGACUAUUUUUUGAAGGAGCCAUCUAAAUGUGGAUGAUGAAAUUUUAUGAGAAUGCUAACUUCUUGCUGUCACAAGAAAGUAGAACUAAAUAUAUCAUAUUUAAGGGAUAUUUAUUAUUGACAAGAAAGAUCACCCAUGAUGCUUAUCGGCGAGGAGUUCAGUCUGCUGACCACACGACCAUUUUCUGCUGUCCACGUGACUGUGUUGUGGACGACAGAUCCUGGAGCUGCUGAUGACAGGAGAGAGACACACUUCAGUCCACGAGCUUCUGUAACAUUGCCUUCAAGACGAUGUCCACGCCGUCAGGUAGAAACCCGCAACAGGUAGCAAGGUGGUGCACACGUUACUUAACAACACUGUCGUUGUCUAGAAUUUUGUUAUUAUUAAUCUUGACUUGUCUCCUCAGAAAAGCGCUGGCAUGACACAAAACAUCUCUCGCGGCUUUGGACUUUGAAGUUUGCAAAUUUCACAAUCACAUGUGAUAUAUUAUAAUCGCUGAACAAUACUAGAAUUAAUGCAUGAGACAGUGUCGGUGGGUGAGGUAAGGUGGAUCAAAGCAAUCAGUUUCAGUCUACAUGUAUACAACCAGUUGAGAGUUUUCACAGACAUUGUCGUUGACGUAGUCGCGUGAUAUUUGCUCCUUCUUUCUUCAACAAAAACAAAACAACUAAAAUUGAUCUGAGGUACACAAAAACUGAACACCACAUCUUUCCCGAAAGACAGAGCCUUCACACCGCUACACCUUGUGUCCCUUCACUUUCCAUGUCUCCUUAGGAAGUGAAACAUGGGCGGCGACAGAUAAUCAUUGUCUUCCCCCUUCCUCUUCUGCUAUCAUAAAAAAGCCAUAUUAUUCAU
This is a messenger RNA of Pomacea canaliculata, 3595 nucleotides long. Its product is annotated as collagen alpha-3(VI) chain-like. Bases 1702 to 2262 code for a protein of 186 amino acids. The record is from RefSeq and is a predicted model, not a curated record. The transcript has 5 exons. Lineage: Eukaryota; Metazoa; Mollusca; Gastropoda; Architaenioglossa; Ampullariidae.